Eleginops maclovinus (Patagonian blennie) is the source of this 4388-nucleotide messenger RNA. RefSeq names its product VPS16 core subunit of CORVET and HOPS complexes (gene vps16). The coding region runs from base 136 to 2637 and encodes 833 amino acids. The record is from RefSeq and is a predicted model, not a curated record. Gene Ontology annotation, cellular component: HOPS complex; cytoplasm; lysosomal membrane. NCBI's taxonomy places the organism in Eukaryota, Metazoa, Chordata, Actinopteri, Perciformes, Eleginopidae. The transcript is spliced from 24 exons. Gene Ontology annotation, biological process: endosomal transport; intracellular protein transport; vacuole fusion, non-autophagic. Gene Ontology annotation, molecular function: actin binding.
GUUAUAGAAGAGUAGAAGAAGAAGCAGUGGGUCAUGUGAUCUGCAGCUUGUUGUUGAUCAGCUGACUGCUGCUGCUUCUUAUAUGAAUUUAAACCAUUAAUCAUCUUCAUUCAUCUUUAAUCUAAACCCGGAGACAUGUCCUUCAUCACCGCCAACUGGAACCCGCUGGGAGAGGCUUUCUACCGUAAGACGGAGCUGUAUGAGAUGUCCUGGUCUCUGAGGGAUGGACUCAGAGACAGUCUGGUGGCUGCAGCCCCGUAUGGAGGACCUAUAGCUCUCCUCAGAGAACCUCACAGACGUUCCCCGAGUUCUCGUCCUCAGCUGGAGAUUUAUUCUGCGUCAGGAGUCUCCAUCGCCAGCUUCCCGUGGAAGAGUGGUCCAGUGGUCCAGGUGGGCUGGACGGUGAGUGAUGAGCUGCUGCUGGUUCAGGAGGACGGAUCAGUUCUGAUCUACGAUAUCUUCGGGACCUUCAAGAGACACUUCAGCAUGGGACAGGAAGUGGUUCAGUCUCAGGUGUUGGAGGCCCAGGUGUUCCACUCUCCUUAUGGAACAGGGGUUGCCAUAGUAACGGGUUCCUCACGAUUCACCUUGGCGACCAACAUCGACGAUCUGAAGCUCCGGAGGUUACCUGAGGUCCCAGGUCUCCAGGGUAAGCCAAUCUGCUGGCUGGUUCUGACUCAGGACCGGCAGACUAAAGUCCUGCUGUCUACCGGACCUGAUCUCUACAUCCUGGACAACACGUCCUGCACCGCUGUGAGUCCCCCAGGUCUGUGUCCUCAGGCUGGCAGCAUUGUCCACAUGUCCGUCUCCUUCAGCUACAAAUACCUGGCUCUGUUAACAGACACCGGACACCUGUGGACAGGCCCCUCCCACCUGCAGGACAAACUGAAUGAAGUGGACACCAAGAACACAAAGCCCCCCCAACAGAUGGUCUGGUGUCGCAGGCCGAAGAGUCAGCAGCCGUCUGUGGUUCUGCUGUGGGACAAACUGCUGAUGGUGGUUGGAGUCUGUCAGGACAACAUCCAGUUCCCGAUCGAGGAACCCUGUGUUCUUGUGGGUGAACUGGACGGGGUCCGGAUCCUCAGCUCCUCUCAGCAGGAUCUUCUUCAGGAGGUUCCUCUGGUCUGUCAGGAGAUCUUCAAGAUCGCCUCAAUGGCUCCUGGAGCCCUGCUGCUGGAGGCCCACCGGGAGUACCAGAAGUCUAGUCAGAAGGCUGAUGAGUACCUGAGGGAGAUAAAGGAGCAAAGCAUGCUGGGAGAAGCAGUCCGCCAAUGUGUGGAGGCAGCAGGACAUGAGUAUGACUCCAACACCCAGAAGGACUUGCUCAGGGCGGCGUCCUUUGGGAAGUGCUUCCUGACGGACUUCAGUCCCGACCCGUUUGUUCUGACCUGCAGAGAGCUGAGGGUUCUGAACUCAGUGAGAGAGAGCAGCGUAGGUCUGCCUCUCACCCACACUCAAUUCAAACAGAUGACUCAACAGGUGCUCAUCGACAGGUUGGUGUACAGACAGUUUUACCCGAUAGCGAUAGAGAUCUGUCGGUACCUGAAGAUUCCAGAUUACCAAGGAGUCAGCCGAGUCCUGAAACACUGGGCUUCCUGCAAGGUGCAGCAGAAGGACCUGACGGAUGAGGCGAUUGCCCGGGCGGUGUGUGUGAAGGUGGGAGACUCACCUGGUGUCUCUUACUCUCACAUCGCAGCUAAAGCCUACGAGUGUGGACGCACCGAGCUUGCCAUCAAGCUGCUGGACUUUGAGGCUCGCUCUGGAGAACAGGUUCCUCUGCUGCUGAAGAUGAAGAGGAGUCAGCUGGCCCUCAGUAAAGCUGUGGAGAGCGGAGACACUGAUCUGGUUUACACAGUGGUGACGUACCUGAAGAAUGAGAUGAACAGAGGAGAUUUCUUCAUGACCCUGAGGAACCAACCUGUGGCUCUGAGCCUCUACAGACAGUUCUGUAAGCUGCAGGAACAGGAAACUCUGAAGGACCUCUAUAACCAGGACGACGAUCAUCAGGAACUGGCAAACUACCACGUAACUGCCAGCUACAGAGAAAAGAGGUUGGACAGCCGUCUGUCUCUCCUGCAGAGCGCUGUGGACGAGUACAACAAGGCAAAGAAUGACUUCUCUGCAAAGGCAACAGAGGACGAGAUGCGUCUUCUGAGAUUCCAACGCAAAUUGGACGACGAGAAAGGAGCAGGGCUUCUGGGACUAUCUGUACAGGCCACCUUGGAGGCUCUGCUGGCUCUAGGUCUCCACAAACAGGCGGAGCAGCUCUACAGAGACUUCAGAGUUCCUGACAAGAGGUAUUGGUGGCUGAAAGUGAAGUCUCUGGUGGAGAAAGAGGAGUGGGAGGAGCUAGAGAAGUUCUCCAAGAGCAAGAAGUCUCCUAUUGGCUACCUGGCUUUUGUGGACAUAUGCAUGAAGAGCAACAACAAGUAUGAAGCCAAGAAGUACGUCUCCAAGGUAACACUGGAGCAGAAGGUCAGAGCACAUCUGGCUGUAAGCGACCUGGAGGGCGCGGCCGAUGCUGCUAUCGAGCGAAAGAACGAGUCGGAGAUGGCCACGGUUCUCUCUCGAUGCUCCGCCUCCGACCGGCUGGUCAUCGACCGGCUGAGCCGUGCAGCCACCGCCGGCAAAAAGUGAUCCUCCAUCACACAGACAGCAGGCGGCCUGCCACAAAGUGAUCCUCCAUCAUACAGACAGCAGGCGGCCUGCCACAAAGUGAUCCUCCAUCAUACAGACAGCAGGCGGCUUGCCACAAAGUGAUCCUCCAUAACACAGACAGCAGGCGGCCUUCUGCCACAAAGUGAUCCUCCAUCACACAGACAGCAGGCGGCCUUCUGCCACAAAGUGAUCCUCCAUCACACAGACAGCAGGCGGCCUUCUGCCACAAAGUGAUCCUCCGUCACACAGACAGCAGGCGGCCUGCCACAAAGUGAUCCUCCGUCACACCGACAGCAGGCGGCCUUCUGCCACAAAGUGAUCCUCCGUCACACAGACAGCAGGCGGCCUUCUGCCACAAAGUGAUCCUCCGUCACACAGACAGCAGGCGGCCUUCUGCCACAAAGUGAUCCUCCGUCACACAGACAGCAGGCGGCCUUCUGCCACAAAGUGAUCCUCCAUCACACAGACAGCAGGCGGCCUUCUGCCACAAAGUGAUCCUCCGUCACACAGACAGCAGGCGGCCUUCUGCCACAAAGUGAUCCUCCGUCACACAGACAGCAGGCGGCCUGCCACAAAGUGAUCCUCCGUCACACCGACAGCAGGCGGCCUUCUGCCACAAAGUGAUCCUCCGUCACACAGACAGCAGGCGGCCUUCUGCCACAAAGUGAUCCUCCGUCACACCGACAGCAGGCGGCCUUCUGCCACAAAGUGAUCCUCCGUCACACCGACAGCAGGCGGCCUUCUGCCACAAAGUGAUCCUCCGUCACACAGACAGCAGGCGGCCUUCUGCCACAAAGUGAUCCUCCGUCACACAGACAGCAGGCGGCCUUCUGCCACAAAGUGAUCCUCCGUCACACAGACAGCAGGCGGCCUUCUGCCACAAAGUGAUCCUCCAUCACACAGACAGCAGGCGGCCUUCUGCCACAAAGUGAUCCUCCGUCACACAGACAGCAGGCGGCCUUCUGCCACAAAGUGAUCCUCCGUCACACAGACAGCAGGCGGCCUGCCACAAAGUGAUCCUCCGUCACACCGACAGCAGGCGGCCUUCUGCCACAAAGUGAUCCUCCGUCACACAGACAGCAGGCGGCCUUCUGCCACAAAGUGAUCCUCCGUCACACAGACAGCAGGCGGCCUUCUGCCACAAAGUGAUCCUCCGUCACACCGACAGCAGGCGGCCCUCUGCCACAAAGUGAUCCUCCGUCACACAGACAGCAGGCGGCCUCUGCCACAAAGUGAUCCUCCGUCACACAGACAGCAGGCGGCCUUCUGCCACAAAGUGAUCCUCCGUCACACCGACAGCAGGCGGCCUCUGCCACAAAGUGAUCCUCCGUCACACAGACAGCAGGCGGCCUGCCACAAAGUGAUCCUCCGUCACACCGACAGCAGGCGGCCUUCUGCCACAAAGUGAUCCUCCGUCACACAGACAGCAGGCGGCCUUCUGCCACAAAGUGAUCCUCCGUCACACAGACAGCAGGCGGCCUGCCACAAAGUGAUCCUCCGUCACACAGACAGCAGGCGGCCUGCCACAAAGUGAUCCUUGUACUUUGACUUCAGCGUGAAUAUUAAAGAGAAGAAGAGGACCAGGAAGAGGUUCUUCUUCUGUGAUCCAAGAUAACUACAGGAUGUGUUAUUGUGAUUUAUCUUUACAUUUUAUUUGUUAUAUUCUGCCUGAGUAACUUCUCACUGUAAACACAAUAAACAAGAACAAUAAAUAAAAUGAGUAACAUUUA